AUGAAGGUUGAUACAAGAUCACAGAAUCAUCCUCCAGGAGACGAAGAGAAAAUCAUGACCAGAAAGCAGAAAGCGGAGAAGCAAGAACACGAGCAAUCGCCAAACAAGAAACCAAAAUCAGAGGACCACAACAACAACAACAACAACAAUGGAAAUAAGUCGAAUAACAAAUCUCUAACUGACAUUGUCGCUGAGUUUGAUAAGUUCUGUAAAACCACAAGUCAACAUCUCUCGAUUAAGCAGAUGCGUGAGAUCCUCGAAGCUAACAACGCCGAUAGUUCAGGCUCAGAUGAUGCCGUUGUGCCUAGAUGUCAAGAUAUGAUGUUCUACGGAGUGUUAAAGGAGUGUCCUAUCUGCGGUGGAACACUGCAUCACGAUGGUCAUAAUUACAUCUGCGAAGGAUCAUACAGUGAGUGGUCGACAUGCACGUAUAGCACCAAUGACCCUCCUAGAAUCGAAGAGCCUAUCAAAUACCCUGAUUUUGUGCAGGAUUCUCCCAUUUCUGAUUUACUGAUGGAGCAUCGAGACCCAAAGGGGAAACCGAAGAGGGAUAUACAGUCAAAAGAUAAGCCUUUUGCAGGAAUGAUCAUAUCUCUCUCUGGUCGACUCUCUCGCACACAUCAAUAUUGGAAGACUAAGAUCGAGAAACAUGGAGGAAAAGUCGCAAAUUACGUCAUCGGAGUGACGUGUGUAGUCGUGUCGUCCUCUGAACGAGAUCGAGGAGGAUCGUCGAAAGUUGCAGAAGCAUUAGAACGAAGUAUAGCAGUGGUACGUGAAGCAUGGCUGAACGACAGCAUCGAGAAAGACGAACCACAGCCACUGGACGCUUACGACGUCGUUAGCGAUCUCGCUGUUGACGGAAAACAGAUCCAAUGGGACAUGCAAGAUCGAAGUCAAGAAGCCCUAGAAUCUCUAAACGCCGAAAUCAAGAUGUAUGGAAAGAGAGGCGUACACAAGGAUAGCAGAUUAGACAAAGAUGGAGGUGUGAUCUUCGAGAAAGACGGAAUCAUAUACAACUGUGCGCUUUCUGUAAGCGAUAGAGGAAGAAAAAUCAACGAGAUCUGCGUGAUGCAACUGAUAAUGGUGCCGGAGGAUCGGAUCCAUUUAUAUUACAAAAGAGGGAAAGUCGGAGCGGAUUCAAGAGCAGAGGAAAGAGUAGAAGAGAAGAAGAACGUCGAUGAAGCAAUCAAAGAGUUUGCUGAAAUUUUCGAGGAGUUAACUGGUAAUGAAUUUGAGCCAUGGGAACGAGAGAAGAAGAUUCAGAAACAACCUCGAAAGUUUUACCCGAUUGACAUCGACGAUGGUUAUGACGUCAGAUAUGGAGGUCUAGGGUUACGUCAGCUUGGAGCAGCUGCAGCUCACUGCAAGCUUGAUCCGUUUGUCGCUAAUUUCAUGAAAGUGCUUUGUGGUCAAGAGAUUUACAGGUAUGCGUUAAUGGAGAUGGGAAUUGAUGCACCUGAUCUUCCCGUCGCCAUGCUCACUGAUUUCCAUAUAAAAACAUGUGAGGAGACUUUACUUGAAUUUGUUGAGAAACUAUUCAAGACGAUUGAAGGGGAAGAAGACAAACCUAGCGCUGUGUGGUCAGACUUUAGUCAACGAUGGUUCACACUGUUGCAUUCUACAAGGCCUUUUAUCUUUAGAGAUCAUCAAGAUCUUGCAGACCAUGGUGCAUCUGUGCUUGAAACUGUGAGGGAUAUAAAUGUGGCUUCAAGGAUUAUAGAAGAUAUGAGUGGAUCCACCAUUGAUGACCCUUUGUUUGAUCGAUACAAGAAACUCGGUUGCUCAAUUUCAACUUUGGAAAAGGAAUCAGAUGACUACAAUAUGAUUCUUAAAUACGUUGAAAAAACCUACGAGCCUGUGAAAGUUGGGGAAAUUAGCUAUGGGAUAUCUGUUGAGAAUGUGUUUCAAGUGGAAGUGGGUGCAGGACCUUCUUAUGAUGAAAUCAAAAAACUCCCAAAUAAAGUUCUUCUAUGGUGUGGGACACGAAGUUCGAAUCUAUUGAGGCACUUGCAUAAAGGAUUCUUGCCAGCUGUAUGCACACUCCCGGUUUCUGGAUACAUGUUUGGUAGGGCGAUUGUGUGUUCUGAUGCGGCUGCAGAAGCUGCAAGAUAUGGGUAUACAGCUGUGGAUAGGCCAGAAGGGUUUCUAGUUUUGGCUGUGGCUUCUUUGGGGAAGGAAAUUACAGAAAUAACCUCGGUGCCUGAAGAUACGGAGCCUUUAGAGGAGAAAAAAGCAGGAGUGAAGGGUUUAGGAAGGAAGAAAACCAAUGAAAAAGAGCAUUUUGUUUGGAAGGAUGAUAUCAUGGUGCCAUGUGGUAGUUUGGUUGAAUCUGAGCAUAAAGAUAGUCCUCUCGAGUAUAAUGAGUAUGCUGUUUAUGAUCCUAAACAGGUGAUGAUAAGGUUUUUGGUUGGAGUGAAGUUUGAAGAACAAGAUGUUGUGUAUGAAGAAGUUGAUCCAGCUGAUGCUCCUGUUGAGUAAAGAUGGUUGAUGUGGGUAAAGGGUUUUUUGGUCUUUUCUAGAAGGAUAGGAACUUUAGGGGUAGUAUGGUCUAUUUUGAUGUAAAAAUCAUUGAUGUCAUUUUGCAAUAUGUUUGGGCAUCAUGUAGUAGUAGUAUACUAUCGGCUAUAUAUAUGUUAUGUACUGGGUUCUAUGAAUAUAUAUCUACUCAUUGUAUAUAUUUUGGUUUUUACUUCAUUUCAAUGACUAGAAGUAAUUUAAUGUCUACAUAUGUUUAUCUCUAAACAAUUAAAAUGUUUCAUAUAGAAAUGUAAGAAAAGAAGAGUGGGAAUUGGGAAUUGAGUAACGUGUGUAAAAGAAGCUACAAUGAGUCGAUGACAAUGUGUCAUCUGUGAAUAGUUGCAGGAGGGAAUUUGAACUUAUCUGAAACGAAAGGGAUGGCUACAGGGUUGUUGACUAAAUCUUCAUACAAAUCAUAUUCUGCUUCAUAAUCGUGUAAACUAAGUUCUUUUUUCUGAUUUGUAUGGUAAUGAUGUUUGGCUGAAUCUGAUUUACCGAAUCCGUAGAUGCUAACUUUGUCACAUAUCCCCAAAGCAAGCAUGAUUGCUUGCAUACCGGAGGAAUAAUGGAACUCGGAUCCUCCAUGAACGGAGCUCCAUGUUUCCAAUGGCUUCCCGGUUUGUUUCAAGUACCUUUUGAUUGAAUAAUACUUGAUGAUUCUUGCACAUAGAACGUCAAGCUUUGGAUCUGUGAUCAUCAAUGGCGAUUUGUGAGAUGAAUUGCAAAGAGCGUAAUCGAGAAAAUGAACUGGCUGCGACAUGUACAUCAUUAUAGGCACUUUCUCGCCGUAUGGAUGACAAAAACAACCUCCUCUACGUGAACAUAAAUGGAGAAUGUUGCUGUUCAUGAAUGAGAGACUGGUUUUUGAGCCAACAAAUCGUUCAUAGCCACCGAUUCUAGCAUUGUUCAAUCGGAUCACAAACUCAUGGCUAUCGAUUUCUCCACCUAGAUUACGCCUGAGCAAAAUCCCACUGUUACCGACCACCGCGCACGUCCUGUACUUCCGCCUGGAUCCCAAACCUCCGGUCAUGUUUACAGUCUUCAACACGUUGACUACCUCGAACAUCACAUCAGGAUCAAACCGACGGUGGCGCCACCAAUCCCGCAAAUACCGUCUGAAUUUCAACCACAGAGUGUAGAACUCCGGCGACCUGAGAUCCAUAGGCCCACGCCUAACGGACCUAGCACCAGUAUCCAUACGGUACCUACCCGCCGACAAAAACGAUCGCUGGCGAUUGAAGUUAUCGCUUCGGAAAUCCAUGUCCACCAGCUGCUCGACGUUUUGUCUGAGUGACUUCUCAGCUAAAUCAACCGCAGCAAACGACAACAAAGCUGAAUUAAACACUGAGGGAACCUUCUCUGUAGCUUCUGUAUCGCUAAUACUAAGAAUGUCUCCAAAGGCGCCGGAUACAAUGAUCCGAAAACACAGAGUUGCGGCGGCGGCAGCAAAGACGAGCAGAACGCUGAACAAUGGACGCACUGAUCGCUUCAUCAUCGUUACGUUUAUGUAGGUGUGGUCAAAGGCGUUCGUAAACAGAUCGAGAUCGGAAGAAUCUAAUCGCCGGCGUCAUAGGUUGUAGAGAAUGGAUUUCAAGUAGAUUAAACUUCGUCGAUUCUUCUUCAUUGGUCUGCAAUAGGCUUGAUGAAUCGAGUGAUGUUGAAAUGCAGAUGGGAUGUUGUAGGUACGUUAUCGGUUGAAUCUAGUUGGCAUGUGCGUAUAUGUGUUUGUGAUUGAGAUGGGUGAUUAUUAAACUUCAAUCUUUCUUUGGGGAGGUGGAUUUCCAAAGAGAAAGUGGGUUAGAUAUCAUGGGAAGGUCCGCU
Lactuca virosa is the source of this 4338-nucleotide messenger RNA. NCBI's taxonomy places the organism in Eukaryota, Viridiplantae, Streptophyta, Magnoliopsida, Asterales, Asteraceae. The record is from the annotation of a GenBank genome assembly.